Messenger RNA from Tinamus guttatus (white-throated tinamou), 1803 nucleotides. Lineage: Eukaryota; Metazoa; Chordata; Aves; Tinamiformes; Tinamidae. The record is from RefSeq and is a predicted model, not a curated record.
AUUUAAAAAUAAACCCAACCUUUAGCAGCCUUUGACGAUGCAGUGGAGGAACGUGUGAUCAACGAAGAGUAUAAAAUAUGGAAAAAGAAUACGCCCUUCUUAUAUGAUCUGGUAAUGACCCAUGCGCUGGAAUGGCCCAGCUUGACUGCUCAGUGGCUUCCUGAUGUGACAAGACCCGAGGGCAAAGACUUCAGUAUUCAUCGGUUAGUCCUGGGGACCCAUACCUCAGAUGAACAAAAUCAUCUUGUGAUAGCUAGUGUGCAGUUGCCUAACGAUGAUGCACAGUUCGAUGCUUCGCACUAUGAUAGUGAGAAAGGAGAAUUUGGAGGCUUUGGGUCAGUUAGCGGGAAGAUUGAAAUUGAGAUCAAGAUCAAUCACGAGGGAGAAGUUAACAGAGCACGUUACAUGCCGCAAAACCCCUGCAUAAUUGCCACCAAGACACCAUCCAGUGAUGUUCUUGUCUUUGAUUACACCAAGCACCCUUCUAAACCAGAUCCUUCUGGGGAGUGUAACCCUGACCUGCGUCUUCGUGGACAUCAGAAGGAGGGUUAUGGGCUGUCUUGGAACCCAAACCUGAGCGGGCAUUUGCUCAGUGCUUCUGAUGAUCAUACCAUCUGCUUGUGGGAUAUUAGUGCUGUUCCAAAAGAAGGCAAAGUGGUGGAUGCAAAGACCAUCUUCACAGGGCAUACAGCAGUAGUAGAAGAUGUAUCCUGGCACCUGCUCCACGAAUCUCUUUUUGGAUCUGUUGCUGAUGAUCAGAAGCUUAUGAUUUGGGAUACUCGAUCAAAUAACACCUCCAAGCCUAGUCAUUCGGUGGAUGCUCACACUGCUGAAGUCAACUGCCUCUCUUUUAAUCCCUAUAGUGAAUUUAUCCUGGCUACGGGAUCAGCUGAUAAGACUGUUGCUCUGUGGGACUUGAGGAACCUGAAGCUGAAGCUGCACUCGUUUGAAUCACAUAAAGAUGAAAUAUUCCAGGUUCAGUGGUCUCCCCAUAACGAAACCAUACUGGCCUCCAGUGGCACUGACCGCAGGCUAAAUGUUUGGGACUUGAGUAAAAUUGGAGAAGAGCAGUCCCCUGAGGAUGCUGAGGAUGGCCCUCCAGAGCUGUUGUUUAUUCAUGGUGGUCACACUGCAAAGAUAUCUGAUUUCUCCUGGAAUCCAAAUGAACCCUGGGUAAUUUGUUCUGUAUCAGAAGAUAACAUCAUGCAAGUCUGGCAAAUGGCUGAGAACAUAUAUAAUGAUGAAGACCCUGAAGGAAGCGUGGAUCCAGAAGGUCAAGGAUCCUAGAUGAUGACCUUUUCCUGUUCUUAGUCUUUUCCCUUUCUUCCCUCUCAACCCUCAAAUUGAUUUAACACUGGUUUUGAGACACACGUAGACUUUGUGUUCAGCCAUCCUUAUGUAGAUACCAUCAACGAUGCUUUCUAGCCCAGACAGCGGGUACCACGCUGUAGCUUCUUGUUUGGAUUUCUUACAGCAACCUCUUGUGUAUAGAGCUGGCUAUCCCAUUUAGCCCAUUUUAGCUGCCUUUGUCACACAGAGCAACCUAUUUUUUUUUUAAGUCUUUCUGUCUUUGGCUUGCUACAGCUAUGGGUUUUUGCCUAAUUUAAAUAAAAGUUAAAUUGGUAGAGCUGCCAGAAUAUGCUUGAGUCAAUGCCAUACAGAGGAUAAAAGUGUUAAUUCCUAACAGUUCAGAAAGGGAGGGUGUGGGGGGUCUUGUCCUCUUCAGCAAGACUCAGAAGUCUUGGGGUUCCUGUAGUUAGUCCGACCUGUGUGGGUAUUUCUGCCUUUGCAGAUACAAAACAG